GCACGCAGCAUAAACCUUCUCUUUCUUCAGUUUAAUACCACCGAUCGUUAUGCCGGUCGGUAGUACCGUUACUGAUUCAAGCGAUUCGUACACCGGGAUCGUUUUAACGGCUUGCUGCGUUUCAAAGUUCCACAGGAUGAGAAUUUUAUCCCUGCCGGACGAAACGAUGUGCGUGCGGUCCUGCGAAAACGAUACACCGGUCACACGCGAAAAGUGUCCUUCGAAGGUUUUGAUCAGCUUGCGCGUCUCGUAGUUCCAGGCGCGUAUCUUCGUAUCGUCACCGACUGCCACCAAGAUUUUGCUGUCCACGUCCGGGUGAAACACUAUCACGUUUAUCAUUCCUUCGCAACCGCGUACCGUUCCGUGGCAAACCUGCUCGUUCGGAUCCCAAAGGCGGAUGGUCGAAUCGGUACCGCCGCUCGCAAUCACACUGUCCGAUGGAUUAAACACCAACCGUGAGAUUGGACCCUGGUGCAUGGUUUUCCACAUCUUCUGUACGGUGUGUGUUUCGCCAUCCCAAAGCUUCAGCAAACCGGACCGAUGGCCGGAUACGAUGCUCGUUCCCAUGUUGCUGAUCGCGAAGGUGAAGAUGACAUCUUCGGCGAUUUCGCUAUCCGUUUGCUCUUCACCGAGUGUGAUUGGUUUGUGCAGAUUGUCGAUCGAUACUAUGCUUAUGGUGCCUUGGUUUUGGCACAGAAAUUGCUGCCCAUCUGGCUUCCACGCUACUGUGCCACCGGUGUAGAAGGCUUUGUACUGUUGUUUGAGCUCGUACCUGCAAUCCAAUGAUGGUCAAUACAAUGAAUAGUUGUCAUCUGCAAACUCAUCCAUUACUUACACUUCUUUUAGCUUCACUUUUGUAUUCAUUUUGAACAGUUUUUCUAAUAAAACUUUCAAAUUAUUGUCGCGGAAAACACUGCGCACGUGUUUUGAAGCUCGGUUUGUUGUGACUUCUUGUUAGCGAGCGGGAUUUGACAGUUGUUUGUUUACAUCCCCUAUACGAGGGCAGCUCUAGUACUGCACCACGCGCGCGUAGCUGUCAAAGCUCCGACUUGGUGUGCGAUUUUUUGCGGUGAUCUUUUUCCCUAAUUUACUCGAUUAAGCGAGUAGAAACUUAGUACAGAAUAGAAGUCUAGUUUUCUGAUUCGAUUUCCAAAGAUGUUACGAACAGCACGCAUCCUCCAGAGCGUGUGCUAUAGGAAUGGCUGUGUUAUAUCAUCAUCACCGGUCCUCCGGCAACCAGCCUUCUUCACGCAACAAAACAUCAACAGACCCUUACUCAGUGGGUUGGUGAAACAUUGUUCCACAAAAUCGGCACUGACCAGCACGGAACCGCUUGCAGCAUCAAAGAAGGAAAAUGAGGCGCAAGCUACGAAUUGGAACACAAUUUACCACUUCCCGUCGAUCAUGCUUACCGCGUCGCUGAAAAGGCUCAAAUAUUACCCGAUGGUUUUCACCGGCAUAUCCGUCCCAAUAUCGAUGGGGCUGGCGUACUUUGACAUUUGGUCUAUGACCACGGCAGAAAUUGUAGGAGCAAUCGGUUUUACCACAACGCUGACCUUCUCGCUGUUCGGAUUGAUAACCGAUAACCUAAUUGGUUUCGUGUACUGCGAUGAACGACUGAGCAAGGUGAAGAUCUCGUUUCUGGACGGGAAAGGAAAGCGACAAAACCGGAUUUAUUCCGUGGACGAUCUGGUGCCCCGAACGGAACUGCCCAAGUCGUUCCUGAAGCUUUACUUUCCGGUCAAGAAUCACGAAAACGGCGAUGUGUACAAGCUCGUGCAUCAGUACGGAGAAAUCUACGACGUGCAUGCGUUUAACAAAAUAUUUGGCCAUGAAGUUGUUAACAAGUAGGAAGCAUUCAGAGCAAGAAUAGAGCAAGAAUAAAAUAUGUAUUGUUUGUAAUUUAUUGAAACGAA
Molecule: messenger RNA, 1916 nt
Organism: Anopheles stephensi (Asian malaria mosquito)
Lineage: Eukaryota; Metazoa; Arthropoda; Insecta; Diptera; Culicidae
Product: transmembrane protein 186
Exons: 2
Coding region: 1156-1851 (231 amino acids)
Cellular component (GO): mitochondrion
Source: RefSeq, a predicted model, not a curated record